This is a messenger RNA of Pygoscelis adeliae (Adelie penguin), 627 nucleotides long. It is a transcript of the gene TM4SF19, whose product is annotated as transmembrane 4 L six family member 19. Lineage: Eukaryota; Metazoa; Chordata; Aves; Sphenisciformes; Spheniscidae. Bases 1 to 627 code for a protein of 208 amino acids. The record is from RefSeq and is a predicted model, not a curated record. The transcript is spliced from 4 exons. Gene Ontology annotation, cellular component: membrane.
AUGUGUGUGGGGAAAUGCAGCCGGAUCGUGGGUCCCUGCCUGCUGGUGCUGGGCACGCUCUCUGUGGCAGCCAACAUCCUCCUGCUCUUCCCCGGCUGGGCGUUGAAGUACCUGGCAGAGGGGCACAUCAGCAAGCACGCCAAGGCCAUGCCGGGCAUCUGGGGAGGCGGCAUCGCCGUGCUGCUGGCAGCGACCCACAUCACAGCGGUGGGGUGGCGAUGCACUGGCUGCUCCGACUGCGGCACCCGUCGCAACGCUUUCAUCUCUGCUGUGCUCUCCAAGCUGGCGCUCCUGGGUGCUGCUGCCUGCUUUGUCCUCUCCGGGGUGGGUUUGACCAAUGGACCCCUCUGCUUCUACAACGCCUCGGAGCACGGCCAUGGGCAUGGCACCCUCUGGGGUUACCCCUUCCUGGAUGCCGGCAGCCAGGAGCUUGAUGCCAGGACAGAGAACUACCUGCAUGAUCGUCACACCUGGAGCAUCUGUCUGGAGCCGGUGGGUGUCGUGGCCUGGAACGUCGUCCUCUUCUCCCUCCUGCUGCUUGUCAGCGCCACCGAGAUGGUGCUGGCCUCCCUCCAGAUCCUCAAUGGCUGCCUUGGGUGCCUCUGCGGCUUUUGCGAGGGGAAGUAA